Molecule: messenger RNA, 228 nt
Organism: Saprolegnia parasitica CBS 223.65
Lineage: Eukaryota; Oomycota; Saprolegniomycetes; Saprolegniales; Saprolegniaceae
Exons: 1
Coding region: 1-228 (75 amino acids)
Source: RefSeq, a predicted model, not a curated record
AUGGCGCCGAGCGUCAUGAGCUUGUCGCGGCCGACGUGGCUGCCUGCAGUUCCACCACGCGCCUUUGUGAAGCGACGACCAAGACCAAGGACGAGAUCAUUCGCCGCCUUCACGCCGACGGUAGCGACGACGCUUCAAGCCAACACAAUGAUGGCCAACGGGAGCGGGGUCACCAGCUCGGUUGGCACCAAGAAAAUAAAACAACCACCACACCCAAGAGCCAGGUGA